Messenger RNA from Camponotus floridanus (Florida carpenter ant), 414 nucleotides. RefSeq lists its product as uncharacterized. The record is from RefSeq and is a predicted model, not a curated record. The transcript is spliced from 3 exons. NCBI's taxonomy places the organism in Eukaryota, Metazoa, Arthropoda, Insecta, Hymenoptera, Formicidae. The coding region runs from base 47 to 391 and encodes 114 amino acids.
UACUCAGGCACGUCCGCCAAAAAUACCUCAAUUCAACAAUGGUAAUAUGCCGUAUGAGCUAUUAAUAAAAUCAAAUACAAUAAUUUCAAAUCUUGGAAAAUUUGAACCAAUGGAAAUAGUAGAUACCACACCUAAGACAAUUGAAUUAUCUGAUGUAUUAAAUGCUACAAAAAAUCGCAUUAUAUUGAGAGGAUACGUAAAGACGAAUUUUGCUGAAGUAUAUAACAACAACAUGAACAAAAUUAUUGGAUGUGGUGCAAUAACUGAUGGCACAUUCAAACUGGAAAUUCAUGUAAUAAAUUUUAGUAACGAUGAUUAUACUUUACUUGAUAUUAGAAAAGGUGAUCAUGUAGAAAUUAUUGGUAUCAUGCAAACUACAGGAUCAGAAUAAGAGAAAUUCAACUUCCACGUCCA